UCGAUUUGCGAUGAUUUCACAUCGCAAGUCAGUUUCCAUUCGACAUUCGUUACGUGCGGCACACUUAAUCCCGUCGUCAAAUUUUGUAUUCGCAACGAUGUUUGAUUCUUUUCGUAUACGGAGAUCAACUCUUCGGUGGCCACAUCUGAUAUGCUGUGCUCUUCAAGCAAUUCUCUUAAUAUCGCAUUAUCCAAGUCAUGUUUGAUUGCCAAGAACAUCAACGUCAACACCGCAUAUUCACCGUUUUGCUUUGUGUUAACAAACUUUCUCCACUUUGUACCCUUAUUUUUUCUACAGCGAAAUGACACUGUAAUAAAAGCGGAGACAGCAUUGAUUUAUGAUGCGGUGCAUCUUUUUUCGAAAGCACUGCAUGAUCUAGACACGAGCCAACAAAUUGAUAUCCAACCACUUUCAUGCGAUGGGCAAGAUACUUGGCCACAUGGAUACAGUUUAAUCAACUACAUGAAAAUCGUGGAAAUGAAAGGCCAAACGAAUGUAAUUAAGUUCGAUAAUCAAUUGAGCCCGAGUGGAAUACGGAAAAUUGGUGACUGGAAUUCAACUCAAGGGGUUAACUUCACAAGAUCGUUCAAGGAACAAGUACAAGAUAUGGUGGAAAACUUGAAGAAUAAAACACUGGUUGUUACGGCACUUUUGAGCGACCCCUAUGUGAUGAGGAAUGAUUCUGCGGCUAAGCUGACUGGCAAUAAUCAAUUCGAAGGCUAUGCCAAUGAUUUGAUACGUGAGAUAUCGAUGAUACGCGGUUUCAAUUUCACAUUCCGCUUAGUACCAAAUGGACGAUACGGUAGUUUGAAUAAGCUAACCAGUGAAUGGGAUGGAAUGGUUCGAGAGUUACUGGAACAGCGAGCAGAUUUGGCUAUUGAAGAUUUGACCAUUACAUACGAACGAGAACACGUUGUUGACUUUACAAUGCCGUUUAUGAAUUUGGGCAUUUCCGUACUUUGCCGAAAACCAGUUAAACAACCACCGAAUUUGUUCUCAUUUUUGUCACCACUUUCUUUGGAUGUUUGGAUUUAUAUGGCAACAGCUUAUUUGGGUGUUUCGGUGUUGCUGUUCAUUCUAGCUCGAUUUACGCCUUACGAAUGGUCUAACACUCAACAUCCAGACACGGCUGAGACUCAAUUCACACCGAUGAAUUGUAUGUGGUUUGCCAUCGGCUCACUUAUGCAGCAAGGAUGCGACUUUUUACCAAAAGCGGUUUCAACACGAAUGGUGGCUGGAAUGUGGUGGUUCUUCACAUUGAUUAUGCUAUCCUCAUACACGGCCAAUUUGGCUACCUUUCUCACGGUUUUUGCUAUGUUCAUUUUUUAG
Messenger RNA from Sitodiplosis mosellana (orange wheat blossom midge), 1329 nucleotides. Its product is annotated as glutamate receptor ionotropic, kainate 1-like. Gene Ontology annotation, biological process: synaptic transmission, glutamatergic; monoatomic ion transport; modulation of chemical synaptic transmission. Gene Ontology annotation, cellular component: postsynaptic membrane; plasma membrane. NCBI's taxonomy places the organism in Eukaryota, Metazoa, Arthropoda, Insecta, Diptera, Cecidomyiidae. Gene Ontology annotation, molecular function: glutamate-gated receptor activity; transmitter-gated monoatomic ion channel activity involved in regulation of postsynaptic membrane potential. The record is from RefSeq and is a predicted model, not a curated record.